GGGUUGAUUGCUUGCUUAUCUUCUUCCCCGAGAAGUUCUAAUUCUAAUUGCUUUUGCAGAUACCCCAUCACAGUCAUUUCUUCAAACACAAAGAGGUCACCUUUCUUUUCUUUUCAUUUCACUUUUUUCUCUUUCUUUCAUCUUUCAUUUUCUUUCUUUCACACACAGCUUUCUGAGAUUCUCUAUUUUCUUAUGCUACGCGAAUUCAAUUACUUACGAAUCAGAAGGAAGAAAUGGUUUUGAUUAACUAUGCACAUAUCUUUGCUUGUGAAGACCCUUUAAGAAAUUGAGCUUAACUAAGCAUCUGGGUCAGGCCAACUAUGUCUCAUUUUGAAGGGGAAGAAGAAGAGGGUGAGUUUAUGGCUGAAGCAUAUGAUGAUGAUAUUGAGGAUGAAAAUGAAUACUUCUCAGAUUCUGAUGGCGAUGACCUUCGCUCUGACUUCGAUUUUUUGCAAAAUACUAAAUCAGCUGAUACCACUGCUAAGCAAGCUAGAGCAGGCAAAGAUAUCCAAGGUAUUCCUUGGGAUAGGCUUAGUUUUACCAGACAAAAGUAUCGCCAGACUAGGUUGGAACAGUACAAGAACUAUGAGAGUUUGCCUUUUUCUGGACACACCUCCUCAAUGGACUGUAAAAUUACUAAGAAAGGGUCUACAUUCUAUGAUUUCAGAAGAAAUGCACGAUCAGUGAAAUCAACCAUUCUUCAUUUUCAGUUGAGGAAUCUGGUGUGGGCUACUUCAAAACAUGAUGUUUACCUUUUGUGCAAUUACUUAAUCAUUCAUUGGUCAUCAUUGACCUUCACCAAGUCUGAAGUUCUCAAUGUUUCAGGACAUGUAGCACCCUCUAAGAGUCAUCCUGGAAGUCUGCUAGAAGGAUUUAAGGAACCUCAAAUCAGUACUCUUGCUGUAAAAGAUAAUCUUUUAGUUGCUGGAGGAUUGCAAGGAGAACUUAUUUGCAAGCAUCUUGAUCGACCUGGAAUUAGCUACUGCACCAAGACUGCUACUGGUGAUAAUGCCAUAACAAAUUCCAUUGAGAUAUAUACAAGUCCCAGUGGUGCAGUUCACUUCACAUCAGCAAAUAAUGACGGCGGAGUCAGAGUUUUCGAUAUGGAGAGAUUUCAGCUUUCUAAGUCUUUCUUCUUUCCUUGGGCAGUGAAUCAUACUAGUUUGAGUCCGGAUGGUAAACUUCUUGUAGUUGCUGGGGACAAACAGAAGUGUAUAUUAGCAGACUCCCAAACUGGAAAGACAGUGACACCCUUGCGUGGCCAUUUGGAUUUCUCUUUCGCUUCAGCCUGGCACCCGGAUGGUGUCACCUUUGCCACUGGAAACCAGGACAAGACCUCCCGGAUAUGGGAUGUUCGUAACCUCUCAAAAUCGGUUGAAGUGCUAAAGGGAAACAUUGGAGCCAUUCGGUCUAUUCGGUACACAUCAGAUGGUCGGUACAUGGCAAUGGCAGAGGCUGCAGAUUUUGUGCAUGUGUAUGAUGUGAAAAGUGGUUAUGAAAAGGAACAGCAAGUCGAUUUGUUUGGUGAGAUAUCUGGCAUGUCAUUCAGUCCAGACACAGAAACACUUUUCAUUGGAGUAUGGGAUCGUACUUAUGGAAGUCUCCUAGAGUAUGGUCGACAAAGGAACUACACAUAUCUUGACUCUUUGAUUUGAGUUGCAUGGCAUGGCAUGGCAUGGAAGAGGGUUUUGAAGAAGAAAGUUUAGAUGUAAAACUUGUGUUGUUGGUUUGGUUGGUUUAAGUGAGUUUUCAAAGUGAGGCUGAUGUCCAUACAGAAAGGCCUCGAGGGGAUUGACUUGAUAGAUAUAUGUAGUUCAGAAAAAGAAAUUAGGAGAGCACAGCAUAUAGCAGUGUGUCUUACCUUACUCUCAAGUACAAUACUACUAGUAGUAACUAGACAUGUUUUAUCUUUCUUUUUCUUUUUCCUUUUCAAAAGACUAUUAAAAGUCACAACAAAUACAAAAUCUUUAGAAAGAUGAUUAAUAUAGAAAAUAUGUUUUAUA
Molecule: messenger RNA, 2003 nt
Organism: Humulus lupulus (European hop)
Lineage: Eukaryota; Viridiplantae; Streptophyta; Magnoliopsida; Rosales; Cannabaceae
Exons: 10
Coding region: 321-1655 (444 amino acids)
Molecular function (GO): protein binding
Source: RefSeq, a predicted model, not a curated record